UUUAUUUUGAAACAAAAAAGUGUGUUUAAAAUCGCCGAAAUUGGGCAACUUUUCUGGCUGCGCUCAUGUGCCAAUCGAUUUGUGAUUUUUUUGCUCCACUUCUCUGCUCGCAGCAGAUAUUAGGCAGUAUUGUUUGAGUAAAAACAAAACAGUGGCCUAAUAAAAACAUAAUUUCACACUAAAAACUAAUAUUUUGGAUUGGAGUUGUCCGCACCAGCCGAAACACCUGUAAAGUUUGGAGUCCAUCAAGAAGAAUAGUUAAACGAGUCAACCGCAACAAAAAAAAAGUUUCAGAUUUGUGAGAACGCCGUGCUUGUAUAUCUAGGAACUGGUUUCUUAUCGUCCCAGGUGGUGUCCAGCGUAAAGCAGUGUACUUCAGUAUUUCCUGUUCAGCCAAGAAAAGAUUUAACGAGCACAGCGCUAAGGUGUACAAGUUGUAAAGUGGUGGUUUAAACAUUUCGAAAUCAGUUAAAUAUUUCAACAGGCCUAUGGCAUCAAUUGGAGUUUUUAAUUAUUCUAGUGCUGUCACCGGGACCACCGGUAACAACACUAGUAACUCGGUUUCUCCACCUGGAGUCAUCAAGAUGACUCCUGCUACCGUUUCGAACGCUGCGUCUCCGUCCCAUUCAUCCCCUAUUGUCACUUCGGGGGUUGACAUCUUGCCUGCAACUACGGUUAUUCCGCCUGCUAUUAUACCAACACCUCAAAGUGGUGCUGAUUGUGCAGCCAACGAAGAGCAGAAUAACGACGCUCCUUUAAUUUCCAUUUCUCCAACCCCGGAAUGCGCUCCUAUAAACAAUUCUCUACUGCCACCAAUUCCAACAUCAUCGGGAAGCGGCGCUUCAUUUGCAGAUGCUUUCAAAAUCGUUGAUAAUGCUCCAUUUAAUGAACUCGAUUCUGAUCCCAAUGUUUUGUGUGGAUUAGAGAUAAGUGGAGCACCUGAUUCUGUGAAGGGUUUCCCGCUAGAAAACGGAUCACUAUCGGAAUGUAUGGAACAGGACUGCACGCUGUGCCAGAACAAGUAUGUUUCUCCUCGGGUUCUAGCAUGCUUGCACGUGUUUUGCGAGUUAUGCCUGGAUUCAUUACUGCGAGAAGACGAAUCAAAACGGCUGGAUGGUGUAAUUGAUUGUCCGAUAUGCAAGCAACCAACGAAGUUAGGACCUAGAGGUAUCAGCGCCUUGCAUCAAAACUAUAUUCUGACAAAUGUACUCGAUUUGUCCACUAUCGAACCAUCUAUGUUAGCCUGCACAUCUUGCAAAAGCAAAGAAAUGGCUAUAUCGCGUUGCAAUGACUGCGCUAAUUUUUUGUGUGCUAGCUGCGACAAUGCUCACCGCUACAUGCGUUGCUUCGAGGACCAUAAAGUUGUACAGUUAGACGAACUGCGAAAAUCAUCUGAAAAGGUUGCCAUUCACAAGCCCUUGUAUUGUUCUGCUCACCCACCCGAGAAUUUGAAGUACUUCUGCUUCAACUGUCAGAUUCCGGUGUGCAAUGAAUGUUUAAUUGGCGAGCAUAAAGGUAAAGAGCAUAAUUACCAAAUCAUUAGCGAAGCUGAAAAGCCAAUGCGUAUUGAAUUGGAAAAUUUGAUGAAGGACGCUAAAACUAAAAUCGAUUGCUGUAAUCAAGCUACAGCUAACCUUGAUGCUUCUUUACAUGAUUUACAAAAUCAAUUCGAGACGGCCAGGGAUUUAAUCAACGAAUCAUUUCAAAGUUUUAAAGCCGUAUUGGAAAAGUGCCGCGAUGAUGCAUUGAAGAAUCUCGAAAAGUUGCACUCUGAACGUGAACUGAAGAUCAUGGAAAUGUUUCACAGUGUUGAGAAGGCCACGGAAAAAAUCGAAAAUACUGCCAAAUUCACGAAAAAAGUAUUGGAUCAAGCAAACGGUCCUGAGCUGUUAAGUCUAAAAAAAAUGAUUUCUACUCAAUUCAGUUGUCUGAUUGGAUCAACACCCAAAGUGGAUGUAAAUGUUUCUCUUGAGUUCCAAACCAGUUUUGAAAAAUUUGAAAAAAUUGCUCCGGAGUUGUUUGGAUCAUUUCAUACUGAAACGUUGUUACAAAGCCCUAAGGAGACUACUCCCCCACCAUCACUCCCAGGAAUGGCCAUAUUGAUCAAUAAACCACCUGGCAAUGCUAAUAGCAGUUGCGGCUUAUCACAAGGUCCUUUGACAGGAUCUGUUACUGCCAGCAGUCCAAUUUCGUUACCCACAUCGAUGCAAUCGUCGUUCGACGGAGAUAUGUCCAAUUACAUGUUACCACACGUUCUCACUCCAGAACCUCCAGCAUCGACUCCAAUUGCUGGCAAUACAAUAGUCGCUGCGCCAGCAACCGUAGGAGGAUCAGCUACUCUACCGGGAUUAACCAGCAUUGCAGAGUAUAACUUGCAUCGCCUAGCCAAUUUGGCAGAAACAUCAAAUGAUAUGCCCGAUGCUAUAGUCCCUGUUAACAAUAACACUACCACUAACUUUACGUUGGCGGAUUUAAUCUCUGGAGAUCAGAAUGCCUUCCAGGCUCUUGCAAAAUAUGGACUUAACAACACAGAUCUUCAAAAUGGUCCAUUGAUACAAUCACAUCCCAACAUGCACAAUUUAUCCUUCAACGAUUUUCCUGGUUUACAAGGAGCCCCGGCAACAAUGCUACAGCAAUCCAUGAUUCCAAUAGAUUCAUCACUGGGUGAAGACAUGGCUGCUAUGAGCCGUUUUCAAGUCAAUGGUCGUACAAAAGCUACUCCAAUGCAAAUUCGUUGCAAGUUUGGUUCACUUGGACAAACAAAAGGUCAAUUCAACUCACCACAUGGUUUCUGUCUUGGGGUGGAUGAAGAAAUUGUGGUGGCCGACACCAACAAUCAUCGUAUUGAGAUAUUCGAAAAAAAUGGUACUUUCAAAUUCUCUUUCGGUGUACCAGGAAAAGAAGAAGGGCAGCUGUUCUAUCCUCGCAAGGUGGCUGUGAUGCGUUCGAGUGCUAAGUUUGUAGUGUGCGAUCGUGGUAAUGAACGUUCUCGUAUGCAGAUUUUUUCCAAAAAUGGACAUUUUAUUAAAAAGAUUGCAAUUCGUUACAUUGAUAUUGUAGCUGGCUUAGCUGUCACUAAUAAAGGAUUAAUUGUGGCCGUUGAUAGUGUUUCACCUACGGUGUUCAUCAUAUCAGAGGAUGGCAAUUUGAUCCAUUGGUUUGAUUGCUCAGACUUCAUGAGGGAACCGUCGGAUAUCGCAAUUAACGGAUCUGACUUUUAUGUUUGUGAUUUUAAAGGACAUUGCGUAGCAGUGUUUUCGGAGGAAGGUACUUUUAAAUAUCGUAUCGGCAGUGAAAAAGUAACCUGUUUCCCGAAUGGCAUUGACAUAUCAGAUGCUGGCGACGUUCUGAUUGGCGAUUCCCAUGGCAAUCGUUUUCAUGUAGCUUGCUACUCUAAAGAUGGACAGUUGCAGUCAGAAUACGAAUGUCCCUAUGUAAAGGUAUCUCGCUGUUGCGGUCUUAAAAUUACAUCGGAAGGGUUUGUUGUAACACUAGCAAAGAAUAACCAUCACGUUCUCGUACUGAACACUCUGUAUAUUCAGUGAUUGACCGCCGGAGCUAAAAUUUUACAACCGAAUCGUUAAUCAGCAACAAGGUAAGUGCGUUGCUCAGAUUCGGUUCAGUCCAAGCUGCUGGUAGAAGACUUACGUGAGUAACAAGUAAACUCGUUCAUCAUAACAAUGCCGCGUAACGGGAAAAUCAUUUAACCAUAGCUAAAAGCUAUGACUGUGUAUAUUCGUACGCUUCAAAACAUUAUUGUCAUGUAAUCAGGCGCCAAAGCUGGGUUCAUCGUAACUGUACACGUCUCGGUUAAAGCAAGAAUCUAAACCGCGGGCGUAUAAAAUAUACUAUAGUUGCAAUGCUUGGCUAAAACUCGUGUAAAAAUAACCAUUCGAAAAGUCUCUAAAAGAGAGGAAAAACAAAUGAUAUUAUGUUGUUUUACCCAUAUUACUAUUUUAAUUUUUUAUUACACUAUUUACAAUUUUAUUCGUAACAUACUGUACUAUUACAAACAAUAUUUAUUAUCCAAAACUGAAAAAAUGAAUGAUCUCCUUUUUUACAUCCACAAUCGCGAGAUAAUGAUUUAUUUUAAUUUACACACGAAGGUAGUAAAACAAGAACCAUAUUUUUAAAAGUUGGAGGAAGCAAUGAUACAAAUGAUUACCUAAAAAACGAGAUUGAUCGAACAGCUGUGUGUGCGCGAUAAGGGAACCCUGCAGAACGAGUUUUAUUUUACUAUGUUUGUAGAGCGCGAAUAUUUAUAAAAAAAAUCUUAUUAAGAUCAUGGCGAAGUUAAAACAAACGUAAAGAAAAAUCUUCGAGCCCUUCAAACGUGUAAAUAUUUUUAAUAUUUAUAUACAACUAAGAUUGAAUUUUAAUCAUAAGCAUACUUUCUUUAGAGAGAAACAAAAACAGAUAAACGAAGUAUAAGCAAGAGAAAACAAAUUUACACGAAAACAUGUUUUAUGUAGAAGCUGUAUACAUUUAUACAUGUUAGAUUUGCCAUAUUUUUGUAAUAUCCCUUUUUCGUUAUUUUACAUUAUAAGUCAAGUCAAGAAAUGCGUUUGUUAUAGUUUUACGUUAGUUAGAGUAGGCCUGUUUUCAAAUCGCAAUCCGCUUAACGGUUUGCGAAAGUCGAAACAUCUGGUUUUAUUUGAAAAAUUAUUUCUUGAAAACAAAAACCGAAUCGCGUAUCUAUUUGUUAACGUUAGGUUAUGUUAUUAUUUUGUUUUGAUGUUCCAAGACAUAUAAAACAUGUCAUUUUUAUUACAACAGAGAACAAAGAACCAUGCCAGCCUGCGUUUUUUUUAAUACAGUAUUUCACACUUUUAAAUACUUUACAAUAUUGGGUAUUUUCGAAGGUUAUAUUUAUUUCGGUGUACUGUCGUUUCCUAAUUAUAUGCACAAUAUUAUGACCCAAAAUUCACAGAAAUUGCCGACCAUAUAUAUUAUUACGAUCUACCCUGUAACCAGGAACUCUUGAAAUUUAACUUCAGAAUGUAUGCUGUUUGUUCGAGCUGUGGAAUAUAAACAUUUACCGCACAGAAUGGUUGCUUAGUAAUCCUGAAAUAAUCAACCGAAGUUAUCAAUCUAAAUUUGAUACAAUUACCUAAGGCAACUUUUGAUAAAUGUCUUAAAACUGUGAGUCACAGGCGUGGAACAAUCCGUUUGAUAGUACUCUUUAUUCACAAUACUUCGUGAUGUAGCCUGUCCGCGUUAGUCCAGAAAAGCAGAUACUGGAAGUCAUCCGUACAAUCAUUGAGCUUAUGCAAUUUCUGUUAUUCAAACUGUAAAAUUUUUUAUCUUAAAGGGGCAAGAGCUACACAAUGUCGAUGCAGUUUGAAGGUAUAUUUAUUGUUUUGAUUAUUUAUUGCGAGGUUUUACGUGUGUUUCCUAUUAGGACAAUUGCGUUACAUUACAUACAUUCAUUCGUGUGUCUGUUUUUUUAUAAAUAUUUUGAUUCGUACGCCUUCGGUGCAGUUUUGUUUACGCAGUAGCGCCAAGAGCUGAGCCUUUAUUGAAUCCGCUGCAUCAUUUGUUUGAUCGAAAAAGGUUGGCAUUCUUGAACAUCUAAAGAAAAUGAAGUAAACAAACGGAUCGAAUUAGUAAACUUAUAAAGUGUUACACUUUGCGAGUUUACAUGGCACUUUCAGAGCACUGUGCACUCCAACCGCUUAUAUCUCGUUCUCUUACAGAAAUACGGUUGAAUCUACAUGUAAACAUUUCUUGUAACUACGGUAUGGGAGCGUAUUUUAAGCCUACUUCUACAUUCAGCCUACAUUUCUUUUCAUUCGUUAAAUAAAUACUUUGUCGAUGUAAUAUGUUAUAACGCUUUUCUCAAAAAUGCAAGUAAUCUGUUUUUUU
Molecule: messenger RNA, 5865 nt
Organism: Sabethes cyaneus
Lineage: Eukaryota; Metazoa; Arthropoda; Insecta; Diptera; Culicidae
Gene: mei-P26
Product: brain tumor protein
Exons: 6
Coding region: 489-3545 (1018 amino acids)
Biological process (GO): positive regulation of DNA-templated transcription
Cellular component (GO): chromatin; nucleoplasm
Molecular function (GO): ubiquitin-protein transferase activity; zinc ion binding; protein binding
Source: RefSeq, a predicted model, not a curated record